Eutrema salsugineum is the source of this 1809-nucleotide messenger RNA. RefSeq names its product pentatricopeptide repeat-containing protein At3g47530. Lineage: Eukaryota; Viridiplantae; Streptophyta; Magnoliopsida; Brassicales; Brassicaceae. Gene Ontology annotation, biological process: RNA modification. Gene Ontology annotation, molecular function: protein binding; zinc ion binding; RNA binding. The transcript has a single exon. The record is from RefSeq and is a predicted model, not a curated record. The coding region runs from base 17 to 1789 and encodes 590 amino acids.
CAUCGUUUUUGAAAAAAUGUUGAAGUCCAUGAGGAGCAGUAACGAUCACCUAAUUUCUCUGAUCGUAUCUUCCACCGCGAAACUACAUCUCCGGCAGAUUCACGCCAUCUUGCUUCGCACUUCAUUGAUCAGAAACUCCGACGUUUUCCACCAUUUCCUCUCUCGCCUCGCUCUCUCUCUCGUUCCCCGAGACAUCGACUACUCGCGUCGUGUUUUCUCCCGGAGGAGUAACCCAACUGUCUCUCACUGCAACACCAUGAUCAGAGCUUUCUCCGUCAGCGAAACCCCCGUCGAAGGGUUCCGCUUGUUCCGAGCUCUGAGACGACGGAGAAGCUCUCGUCCCGCAAACCCGCUCUCGUCGUCUUUCGCACUCAAGUGUUGCAUCAAAUCAGGCGACUUUCUCGGUGGUUUGCAGAUUCACGGGAAGAUUAUCAGCGACGGGUUUCUGUCGGAUAGUCUUCUCUUGACGACUCUGAUGGAUCUCUACUCCACAUGCGAAAACAGCAAUUACGCAUGUAAAGUGUUCGACGAAAUUCCCAAGAGAGAUACCGUUUCUUGGAACGUCCUGAUUUCUUGUUUCUUGCGGAACAAACGCACGCGAGACGCUCUGUUUUUGUUUGAUAAGAUGGUGAACGAGGUUGAUGGGUGUGUGAAACCAGACGGUGUAACAUGCUUACUAGCUGUACAAGCUUGCUCCAGCUUAGGCGCGUUGGAUUUCGGUGAAAGAGUUCAUGCCUUUAUCGAUCAAAACAAGCUCGGUGGUGCUUUGAACUUGAGCAACACUCUUGUUUCCAUGUACUCACGAUGCGGGUCUAUGGACAAGGCUUACGAGGUCUUCAAGAGUAUGCGUGAGAAAAACGUUGUCUCAUGGACGGCUAUGAUCUCGGGCUUAGCCAUGAACGGAUUCGGGAAAGAAGCCAUUGAAGCUUUCAACAAAAUGUUGAAGCUUGGAAUCUCUCCAGAGGAACAGACACUCACAGGUUUACUCUCUGCGUGUAGCCAUUCCGGGUUGGUCGAUGAAGGGAUGAUGUUUUUCGAUAGGCUAAGAAGCGGCGAGUUUGGGAUGAAGCCGAAUUUACAUCACUAUGGUUGCAUCGUUGACCUCUUGGGACGUGCACGUCUACUUGAUAGAGCCUACGGUCUUGUACAAUCGAUGGAGAUGAAGCCAGACUCCACCAUAUGGCGUACGCUGCUUGGGGCUUGUAGAGUCCAAGGAAAUGUGGAGCUUGGGGAACGUGUGAUCUCUCAUCUUAUCGAACUCAAAGCCGAAGAAGCUGGAGAUUACAUUCUGUUACUCAACACAUACUCUUCGGUUGGGAAAUGGGAGAAAGUGACUGAACUACGUUCGUUGAUGAAGGAGAGAAAGAUCCAUACCAAACCUGGAUGCAGUGCAAUCGAGCUACAAGGAAGCGUUCAUGAGUUUAUUGUCGACGAUGUUUUGCAUCCGAGAAAGGAAGAAAUUUAUGAAACUCUGGCGGAGAUCAAUCAGCAGCUGAAGAUUGCUGGUUAUGCGGCGGAAACCACAUCGGAACUGCACAAUCUUGAUUCGGAAGAAGAAAAGGGAAAUGCUUUGACAUACCAUAGCGAGAAGCUAGCUAUUGCCUUUGGGAUUCUCGUGACUCCACCAGGGACAACCAUUAGAGUGACCAAGAAUCUCAGAACUUGUGUUGAUUGUCAUAAUUUUGCAAAGUUUGUAUCUAAUGUUUAUGAUCGUGUCGUGAUAAUCAGAGAUCGUUCCCGUUUCCAUCAUUUUAAAGGUGGGUUUUGUUCUUGUAAUGACUUCUGGUGAUGAUGAUUUAUAUACUCUUA